Prunus armeniaca (apricot) is the source of this 162-nucleotide messenger RNA. NCBI's taxonomy places the organism in Eukaryota, Viridiplantae, Streptophyta, Magnoliopsida, Rosales, Rosaceae. The record is from the annotation of a GenBank genome assembly.
AUGGGUAACAGAGCCUGGACUAUCUUGCCCAUUAUCAAGGACAUUCGGAAGUUGGCGGCUUCCUUUGGCUCUUGUGAGUGGUUCUGGGUUCCUAGAAGCCAAAACAUGGCUGCACUUGAAGCUGCAAAGCUUGGUAGAGGUCUAGUGGAAGCACAAUGCUAG